UUCCGGUUUGAUAUGUUGUUUUGUACACGUAGGCGUGUUACUUAACACAUGUGUAAUUCCCCUAAUUUAUCGGGUUUCAUAAAGCGCGUGAGCUUAAUUAAGCGCGUGUGUGUACGCUAUUUUCGCGACGCUGCGACUCAACAAUUGCUUCCUAGGGUUUCGUCGUUGCAAUCACAGUCACUGUUCAUGAACCACGGAUCCUAAUCUCACCGAUCUUCGAUUCGUUGUUUGAGAAAUCCCCAAUUACUGGUGCUGUUCGUAAAAACCCUUGAGAUUUUUCCGUUCAGAGAAAUUGUCAACGAGGGUAAUGGCGUCUGGUCAUAUAGCCGGUGGUGGAGUUUCGAAGACGAAGCAUAAAUGGAGUGAUAGUGGCAACAAAAGCCAAAAACGAUCGAAGCCCACGAUGGCGAAGUCGAAUUCGCUUGGGUCGGAAGAUAAUCAUCAGAUGAUGAAGAUAAGUUUGAGCUCAAUUUCGAAACUUGAAGUUAGGAACUUGAAGCGGAAACUACAAGCUGAGCUUGAAGAAGUUAGAAGCUUGAUCAAGCGACUCGAACCACAAGCUCCCGUGCCGAACAAGAAGCUGAAAACAGCAAACGGUGGUAAGAAGAGUGGAGUACAUGGAGCUGGUGAUAAAGGUACCGUUCAGAUUUUGAAGAGCUGCAACAAUUUGCUUACGAAAUUAAUGAAGCAUAAGUCUGGAUGGGUUUUCAAUACUCCAGUUGAUGCAGUUAGGCUUGGUUUACAUGAUUAUCACACUAUUGUUGAGAAGCCUAUGGAUCUAGGAACAGUGAAGACGAGGUUGAGUAAGAGUUGGUAUAAGUCACCAUUGGAGUUUGCUGAGGAUGUGAGACUUACUUUUAACAAUGCAAUGCUGUAUAAUCCCGUGGGGCAUGAUGUGCAUCAUAUGGCUGAGUUUUUGUUGAAUCUGUUUGAAGAGAAAUGGGCGCCUCUUGAAACGCAGUAUGGAUUACUUAAUAGGAAGCAACAACCAGUCCGUGAUAUCGAUCUCCAUGCUCCUGUUUCAACAAACACUCAUAACAUAGAGCCAUUUCCGUUACCUCCUCCUCCUCCUCCUACGGUAGUUGAAAAUAGGACUUUGGAGAGAGCAGAAUCUAUUACAAACCCAGUGAAACCUGCAGUUCUACCGGUUGUCCCUGAGAAGCCUGUAGAAGAGGCGUCUGCAGACAGGGACUUGACGUUUGAUGAGAAGCGGAGACUUAGUGAAGACCUUCAGGAUUUACCUUAUGACAAGCUAGAGGCAGUUGUGCAGAUUAUAAAGAAGAGUAAUCCAGAACUCUCUCAACAAGAUGAUGAGAUUGAGUUAGAUAUUGAUAGUCUUGAUCUGGAAACUCUUUGGGAGCUUUACAGAUUCGUGACUGAAUAUAAGGAGCGCUCGAGCAAGAAAAAAGAGGAACAUGGAUUAGACUCAGAAAGAGAUGCUGAAUCUUUUCACAAUAGUGUGCAAGAACCGAACACACUAGUAACUGGCCUUGAAUCGUCAAAAGUUACUGAAUUAGGUCAUGUGGCAUCUCCUGUUCGACAAGAAGUAAAUGUUGGAGGAUCAAGUAGUUCUAACAGUUCUAGUAGUGGCUCAGGCUCGGGUUCUAGUGAUUCUGACAGUGAUAGCUCAGGGCAUGGAUCUGAUAUCGGUAAUUAACCACGAUUGUGAAAGUAUUUAGCAUAGGCGGGAGCCAUCGUGUUGUCUGACUUCAAACUUUUUGGUUUAUUUGCAUCUCUUUCAAUAGCAAAGCUAGGUUGCCUUCUUUUCCAACUUUUCCCCAUCGGAUUGUUAUGUAUUAGGUUCUUGUUAACUGUAUAGAAAAGUGAACAUCUCAAGUGUUUUGUUUCGGGCUUGUGUCAUCAAUUGAACAGGCUUGUUCUGUACUUCUUAAUUGUCUUUUAUUUUGGUCUUACGUUCAUAA
Messenger RNA from Arabidopsis lyrata subsp. lyrata, 1922 nucleotides. Its product is annotated as transcription factor GTE3, chloroplastic. The transcript is spliced from 4 exons. Gene Ontology annotation, molecular function: protein binding. The record is from RefSeq and is a predicted model, not a curated record. Lineage: Eukaryota; Viridiplantae; Streptophyta; Magnoliopsida; Brassicales; Brassicaceae. The coding region runs from base 308 to 1657 and encodes 449 amino acids.